Molecule: messenger RNA, 2583 nt
Organism: Schistosoma spindalis
Lineage: Eukaryota; Metazoa; Platyhelminthes; Trematoda; Strigeidida; Schistosomatidae
Source: the annotation of a GenBank genome assembly
AUUCAUUUGAAUUUUGUCUUAAACAGUGAAGUAAAGAAUAAUUAUUGAAUUGGUAUAAAGGCAGUAAUUAUUAUAAUUAUUGAUUUAUUGAAAUAAAUAAAAGGAAUUGAAUUAUCUGUAACCUACGUACUAUUACUGAUGUUAAAAUGAGUGUGAAAGGAUUUUUUAAAAGUGUACUAAAUCCUGAUGCGAAAUUUGGGGAACAAGAAGAGGAAACUGGGACCACCGGAGCCACGUCAACAACAACUUCAUUGUCUGGUUCAGCUACAGCUGGAGUAAAUAAUUUUCUGUCUGGUACAUCAAAAUUUCUUGAUUCUGUUCAAACAAAAAAGAAUGGUUUAAUUAAUGAUUUAUCGAAUAAACUAACGUCAUUAAAAAUGCCCGGCGAACAGUCAAGCAAUGAAAGUGCAAAGAAAAAGAAAUCUAGGAGUAAUGAUGAUGAUGAUGACAGUUCUGCCAGUGAAUAUGGAGAUGAUGGUGACUGUCCAAUGUAUGCAGAAGUAGCUCCAGUAGAACGCCAAGUAUCAGUUGAAAGUAUAGACAGUUUACCAGAUGAAGAUGCUGAACGACGUAAAUCGGAAAUUCGUGCCUUAGUUUCGGAUUUACUCCAACAAAGCUUGAUCGAUGAGAAAAUGGUGAAGAAUUUCAGAGAUUUCAUUGUGAGGCAUAGUGGUCGUUCAAGAUUUGCCAAAGAACUAAAAUCUCAAGCAAAGGGCAUGAAAUGUAUAUCUAAUCAAUUGCUGGAACAAUUGGCAUUGUUCAUUGGUCCAUUGUUAAAUCAAUGUAAUGAAAAUGAAGAUUAUGCUCCAGCUUAUAUAAUUAUGCAUUUAAGUUUCUCAUUAUACCAUGAAACUGUCUCUUCAAAUGGUACCGCUGAGCAAAAAUAUCUGUAUGUAUUAUUGAAAGACCAAGUGAUUUGGCAGUCGAUGAGGUUCUGGAAUGCUGCCUUUUUCAUUGCUUUACAACGUGAACGGGCUGAACGUCAAAGAUAUCCUGUCACUGAAGGUGACGAUCCAAUCCAAGCGGAAACUGACUUUCAAAACGACAUUGUAUAUUCACAGUUAAGCAAAUUUCUAUGGCGUAUGUAUACUUUAGGAAUGGGACAAGAAUUAUGUCUGGACUUUUUACGUAAACAAGCCAGUGCAACCAAUUUACCAAAUGUCAAUGGUGGAUGUUGGCCCAGAUUCAUAGAUUGGUUGAAGUUAAACAUUAACACCACUGGAUGCCAACUCAAUGGUAUGGAGGUUAAGCGCUCGCGUGCGAGUCUGAUUGGUUCUGGGUUCGGAUGUGCACACAUGAGGAUUCGUGUACUAGGACGAAACGACUGUCCAGCGCUUUCAAAUUUUCCAUGAUGGUCUACCUUCAAUUGACUUAAGAAUCCAACUAUUAAAUUACUAAUAAUAUCCACAAAACCCCUAUCUGAUUAUAUUCAGGAAUACUUUUAAUAUCUAUAUUAAUGAUAGAUUACUACAAUCUCUAUUGUUUUGUUUUAUUCUUGCCUCAUUUCAUAGAUCUAGUCAAAAUAAUUCAGAAAAAUUCUCAACAUUUCUUUGAAACCACUAGUCCUAAUGAAGUAUCACAAUGAAUGAUAAUAUCAGUUAUAUAAUAUAAGAUAUGAUCAUUGUUACAUAGAUAUUUAUUUCUUUCAUUAUUUCAUUUAUCCAAAACAGGCAAUAAUUUAUAAAUUGCUUUUCAUAUUCCAUACAAUUAUUGCGUAAUCACAUUAAUGACCUUUUUCUCUAUGAUUAUAAUCAUGGCAAAUCUAUGUUUUCUUGUUUGUUUGUUUAUCUAUCUGUCUGUCUAUCUAAUUGUUUGUCAUGUCAUCAGUAUUAUUGAUUGUUUAUUGUUAUUGUUUAAUUUGUUUGUUUGUUUUUUUUCAAUGAUUUAUUCAAGUUACAUUUACUUUUCAAAGUUCUUUUAAGUUUGUGUUUGUCUAUUGUGUAGGAAGGUACAAAAGUAUUUACUAAUUCGUCUGAUUUUAAUCUUGCAUUUUGCUUAUAUCUUGCUUUAAACUCAUUCAUUUGUCAUUGUUAAUAGAAGAAAAAAAAUCAUAAUGAUUAUUUUUGAUUGAGAUCAUGAAUCGAUUGAUGUUAGACCGCCGUUGAAAACCUGGAAGCACUGGACGGCCGUUUCAUCCUAUCGUGGGACUCCUCAGCAGUGUGCAUCCACUAUCCCGCUCAAGGGAUUCGAACCCUAAGCCUUUAGUCUCGCGCGCGAACGCCUAACCUGCUGGACCACUGAGAUUCCCGGCAUCCAAUGGUGUUAAUGUCUAACCUCAACCACUCCACGAAGUUGAGCGACCAUCUUCCAUUGUACUGAGGUAGACACCUGUUUCUACCCGACACGGAUUAGCUCCACUGGUCACGACUUCUCAUCAGAACUCUGAGAAUUUUCUAACGAAGCUGGUCACUAAUGAGCACAUUGUAAUUAUCAUAAUGAUUAUUUACUACUGAAAAGAAUGUUUUUAUCCACUUGAACAAUGAGCUAUCAGGUUUAAACAAUAUGAUAUAAUGGAAUGGAUUUUGUGGAGGUUGGUUCACUUCUCAAGAUGAUAUUCAUUAUAAAUUGUUCAUAGUUGAGGUG